CCCACCCUCCACUACUUCCAGAGCUAUACCCUUCUUUCUUUUCCCAUCUCAUUGUUUCAAGCACUAACUUAGUUCUUUCUCUCACUUAUCUCUUGGGAUUCUCCAAGUCAACUCCUUGCCUAUAGUAUAAAUACCUGACAUUAAGCUCAUCUGUAGCAUCCAAAACAAGAGACAAAGAAGUGCAGUAACUUAAUUAAGCCUUCUCUUCUCCUCCUAUUACAUCAGUUAUUAUUAGUUUACGUUUGUUCUUUCGAGUUUGUUUUGAAUAAUUAGUGAUAUAAAUGGAGAAUGAGGAUGUUCCAUCUGCUCCUUCAACCCCAGCAACACCAGGGACUCCUGGCGCUCCUCUCUUUGGGGGGUUAAGGGUAGAUCAGAGGGGUGGGAUCAGUAGAAAAUCCAUUCUCAAGAGCUGCAGAUGCUUCAGUGUGGAAGAAUGGUCCAUGGAAGAAGGGAGAUUACCCUCUGUCUCUUGUUCAUUGCCACCUCCUCCAGUCUCUCUCACAAGAAAGCAGGUGGGAGCUGAGUUCAUAGGUACUCUCAUACUAAUCUUUGCUGGGACAGCCACAGCCAUUGUGAACCAAAAGACACAAGGCUCUGAAACACUCAUUGGCCUGGCUGGCUCCACCGGCCUUGCUGUCAUGAUUGUUAUACUCUCCACAGGUCACAUCUCGGGAGCACAUCUCAAUCCAGCAAUCACCAUUUCCUUUGCUGCACUCAAACACUUUCCCUGGAAACAUGUACCAGUCUACAUUGGAGCACAGGUAAUGGCAUCACUAUGCGCUGCAUUUGCACUUAAGGGAGUGUUUCACCCAUUUUUGGGAGGGGGAGUCACAGUUCCUUCAGGGGGAAUCGGUCAAGCUUUUGCUUUGGAGUUUGUUAUUAGCUUCAAUCUCAUGUUUGUUGUCACUGCUGUGGCCACCGACACUAGAGCUGUCGGAGAGCUGGCGGGAAUCGCAGUUGGAGCUACUGUCAUGCUCAACAUACUCAUAGCCGGACCAUUUACAGGUGCUUCGAUGAAUCCAGUAAGAACAUUGGGACCAGCCAUAGCAGCAAAUAACUACAAAGCUAUAUGGGUCUACUUCACUGCUCCCAUCCUGGGGGCACUAUGUGGUGCAGGAACCUAUACUGCUGUCAAACUGCCCGAGGAAGAUGGUGAAAAGCCAGUAACCGUGAGGAGCUUCAGGAGGUAAUUAGCAUCCGUCAAUGACCUGCACCAUCCAGGACUUCGUGAGGAAACAUUGCAGAUGAACAGGGAGCAAUUUCAUAAUUGUGACACAUCGGUAUUUGGAUAUAAAUAAGUGAAUUGUGUGUAUCGAUCAUAUAUAUAUAUAUAUAUAUAUACAUAUAUGUAUAACAGUGUAGUCAAGCUAUAGAUGUUCCUGAAAAAAUGGGAGAAAAAGAUACAAGAAAUUGGCAUUUGACUUUCAUUUGCCAGUGUAUAUUGGAGUUUGGCUGGGUUAAAAAAGAUGAGGAACGACUGAAAAAAGGAGGAAGAAACAGGAUGUGGUUUACGGCCUUCAACCCUUAUUCUCUAGGGGCAAAUGACCAGGAAAAAAAGGUAUUGUGUAGGUCUUCUCUCAUCUUCCAGAGUUUUUUUCCCACCUAUUUCCCUCCCCCGCUUAAAGGCCAUGUAAAAGCAGAGAAAUGAGAAAUGGAGAUUGGAUCUCUCACAGUGUUUCUCUUCCACCUAUUCAAGACUCUUUAGCUCCUUGUUGAACCAUAUUAUUCUGAAUGCAGUUUUGCACAUAUAGAAUAUGCAUUAUAACUAACAAGUAGUUCCUGCAGACAAUAUUAACCAUCUAAAUUCAAGUUGGCCAAGAGACAAGUUUGUGCAUCCACAAUCAUCAGUCAUCACAGGACUUGUCUGUGCAUUCAACAUAAAUAUUGAACUCAGCAAUUUUUAUUUCCUUUAUGGAUAGUUUGGGUGGGAGGAUUCAAAGUUGGAACCUCCUUGGAGGUAGAGAGUAGCAACGAUCAAGCUAUUUCCUUGGCUAUGUAGUGCUUGUAAGAAAAUCUAUGGGCAAAAGCAAAUAUGUAAUCGUAACCAGGAUACAAAGAUUAAAGUAGAAAGAAGUACACUGCCAAUUUCUUCUAAAUAAGUAAUAUCAAGCUGUAACCAAAGGCGGCAAAGUCACUACUGAAACCAAGAUGCACUACAGGAGAAUGACAAAAAAAGAAAAAAUAAUGUGGCAUGGUGCCAAGCUUUGCAAAGGUGAUGGGAUGAAGUUCCUUGAAAGCUUCUAAUAGGAACUGGUUACCAUAAGCACCAGAACAGAGAGAAACAACUCGAAAAUUGUAGAAUUCAACAGAAAAUUAUUUUCGAUGAUAUCAACAUGAUUAACUUGCUAAGAUAAGCUCAAAUGCCGAUAUACACACAAGAAAGUUUUAAAAGGGCAAUAACAAACAUCAUAGACAAAAUUUGAAGUCUCACAACAUUCAAUCAAAGAUGCAUAUAACUGGGAAAGAAAAAUGGGAACUGAAACAGAGAUUUAAAAUUGUAUUCGCCUCCAUGGUAGACAAGAAUGCGUUUUGGCCCUACAUUGCAAUGUGCUUUGAUUUAAUAUUACUAAUGUCAAAAUCCAAAGCAUUUGCUUUGCUUUCCCAUCAACUAAACAAGCCAAAUGAAUUAUCAACAUACAUUGACACACAAGUUCCCAACACCUUGGAACUCUCAUCUUUAUUUAUCUACUUUCUCUUUUUAUUCAAUUCCUCGGCAACCAAACAACCCUGUGCUUUAACAAAUGCACAACCCCUCGAACAAAUUUAAUCUCAAAUGCCCAGUCAAAAAUGCAGAAGAUAAACGAAAAAACUCAAAAUAUUUCCUUACUGCUUUCUUUCCCUUCAUUUCAUCGGCAACCAAAUGUUUCCUGUCCUCCAAGUAACUAGCCAUGCGUUGAAUCUACCAAAAAACAGUCAACCCAUUUACCCAAUUAACGGG
Molecule: messenger RNA, 2938 nt
Organism: Theobroma umbraticum
Lineage: Eukaryota; Viridiplantae; Streptophyta; Magnoliopsida; Malvales; Malvaceae
Gene: NIP6;1
Product: NOD26-like intrinsic protein 6;1
Biological process (GO): transmembrane transport
Cellular component (GO): membrane
Molecular function (GO): channel activity
Source: RefSeq, a predicted model, not a curated record